This is a messenger RNA of Aspergillus nidulans FGSC A4, 999 nucleotides long. RefSeq names its product inorganic diphosphatase ippB. Bases 1 to 999 code for a protein of 332 amino acids. The record is from RefSeq and is a predicted model, not a curated record. Lineage: Eukaryota; Fungi; Ascomycota; Eurotiomycetes; Eurotiales; Aspergillaceae. The transcript is spliced from 3 exons. Gene Ontology annotation, cellular component: cytoplasm. Gene Ontology annotation, molecular function: magnesium ion binding; inorganic diphosphate phosphatase activity. Gene Ontology annotation, biological process: phosphate-containing compound metabolic process.
AUGGUCAUGCUCAGCAAGCUUCCCCUUUGCGCCUCCAUAUUGGCUAUACUGCCUGCCUUGACAUCUGCCAAUGCGACCUUACCUUUCGACUACAACGCCCUCAGCCUAAGAACCGUUGGCGCCCGCAACACGCUGGACUGGCGCAUCUGGCUCGAACACAACAAGCAACCCAUCUCCUUCUGGCACGACGUCCCGCUCUACCCACACCCACCAAGCAGGCAAAUCAUCAACUUCGUCGUUGAGAUCCCUCGUAAUACAGACGGGAAGAUCGAGAUCCGCCGGUCGGAGCCGCUCAAUCCAAUUUUUCACGACGAACGCGAUGGCUCCCCGCGCUACGUAGAGAGCGUCUGGCCGCACAAGUCCUACCCGUUCUUGUACGGGUCGAUCCCGCAGACCUGGGAGAGCCCUAACUUCAAGCAUGACUUUACCAAAGAGCCGGGAGAUAAUGACCCCGUCGAUCUGUUUGAUAUCGGCCAGGAUCAGGGCUUUACGGGGCAGGUGAAGCAGGUUAAGAUUCUGGGCGCGCUGGCGCUGAAUGAUGGCGGCGAGACGGACUGGAAGGUUCUAGGGAUUGAUGUGAGGGACCCGAUUGCAGGACUGGUGGAUGACUUCAAAGAUGUCGAAAAGUACCGCCCCGGCCUGAUCGCUUCGUACCGCAACUGGUUCACCACCUACAAGGUCGCGCGCGGCGACUCUCUUAUCCCUAUCGUCAACAACACCUACGUCAACGCGACCUUUGCGGCAUCCGUCGUGCAGCAAAGCCACGGCUACUGGCUAGACCUGGUCAGCGGGACCGUCGACUCGAACGAGAUCAAUUACAACCAGACCUCCCGCCCAGAUAUUGCGGUCAGCUUCGUGUCGAGGUCCAAUGCUACCGCGCAUUUUGAUCUACCAGCGGUGUCAGAUGAGCGUCCGGCUGAGGCAAAGCCGGAGCGCUUCGAGCAGUGGUUUUAUCUGGAUAAGGAGGGUAGGCUUAUUGAGGAGAAUGUUGUUGGGUAG